GCCGUGGGGGCCGCCUGUCGUCUCCCGCGCCGCCUUGUUUAUCUCGCGGGCGCCUGCGCUCCCGACCUAGGACCCUCCCAACUUUGAGCGGAGGUUGGCAGUCGCCUCUCCGAAGGACCCUGCACGGGGAGCCCGGCCCUUCCAUGCCCCUUCCCGGACCCUUUCCGGCCGGACGCCCCGCUCGCGCCUGUCCACUCCGCGACACACCCUCCUCCUGGCGGGUCGCCCCGCACCCUCUCUCAAGCCCGCUUUGGCCACUACUCUGGCCCGGUGACUUGGGCCUGGCUCCCCUCACCCCAUGUGCUAGGCCAGGCGGCCUUGCCAGGCGGUGGCACUUUGGGCAUCGGGGGUUCCCGGGUGGGGGCCUGGACGGGGAGUUUGGCAUGUGCAAACAAUUUCAGAGGCAGCGUUUCCUUCCCUGCCUCGGAGUUUAGAUCUGUGCCUUCCAUUGAGGCUGGUGGAGAGAUCUAAAGGAGCCCACCUGCCAGGUGGUGGGCACCGCCACGCCUCCUGUUUGUUGCCACGCCUCCUGUUUGUUGGCAGCCCGGCUGGCUGGUUCUGGGGCUCUGGAGACUCCCCAGGCUCUAGCACUCCUGCGGUGCAGCUGGGCAGGAGCUGGGUAUCUGCAGGCCCUCACUGCUUUCUUCACACGGGCUGUGCAGGAAGGUGUGACUGGGACAGUUUGCUUCAACAGGUAUUGGAGGUCUGGGACACUAUCCCCAGGUGUUGUGUAAACAGAGCCUGAGGAGCCUUGAGACAGAGCAGUUGUGUUGGACUCCACAGGUCCUUCUGGGAGCUGCUGUGUUCUCAGCAGGACCCCCGGCUUCCUGGGAGAUGUCAAGAGGUACCUAAGAAAUCUAAGGCCCCAGGAAGCCUAGUCUGCUAGGUGGAAAUGACUUUAAGAGCUCAACUUCAGAUGCAUGAGCCAUGGCUUCCCGAGUUGGUGAAGGCCAGGAGCCACAGCAGAGAGAGGAAAAGUCCGAGUUGGGGCAGGCGGCCUAGUUUUGGAGGAAGGUGUGCCUGUGGAGGAUGACUCCGUGGCAAGACCCAGAGUCCACAGGAGUAGCAGGUAGAAAGGGCCAAGAAAGGAGGAUCAGAGGAGCAGUUAUGGAGGAGGGAGGAUACAGAAGAUAAAUGAAGCUGGCAUGUAGCACAGCAGUGGUGCCAUACUUGCCUGGCAUGUGCAAAGCCUGGGUUUGAUCCUUGGCCUUGGGACUUGUCAUCUUGUGCAUAGCACAGGAAGACAGGCAGUUCGGAAUAAGACCUCCAGCUAAGACACAUGAACUGUGUGGUGGGCAGGUGGAGACACAGGUGCUGUUGCAGGUUAGAGGAGGGCGCUCUCGGAGACCCUCGAGAUGGCGACAGAGUGACCAUGAGCAUGACCUUGGCCAUCUUGCGUGUUUCCUGUAGAUGGAGAGAACAGUGGUUGAGAUUGUGCAAGUCCUAGAAAAUCAGACUGGGGAAUUGCUGUUCUGUCUGUGUGUCCUGGCAGACAUUAAAAGUUUUAGGGUCAGGGAGGACUGCAAGGAAGGGGUGUUUGGAAAGGAUUUUGAAAGUAAUGUUAGGCGACAGGUCAGCUAGUAAGCUGCUGCACUCCAGGAGUGCCCAGAGUUUGCAUUGAUUUAACUGGAAAUGAAAAAAGGGUGAGUGUUAGAGACAUUACCAUUGACAUACUCUGUUGACAGGGCCAGGGUGAAGGGAAGAGAUGAAUGGAAAUUAAUUCUUUGUGGAAAUUGAUUAUAUGCCAGGGUCUUAGAGCCACUGUAGCUGGCAACUCGAGAAAUCGGAAAUGUGUGUUUUGUAGAGAAGUAAUUGACACUCAGGCUGUGUGGAAGUUUCUGUGUUUGCCAGGAUAUCCAAGUGUAAGUGCACUGCCAGCAAGUCCUGCACCGGGCUUCUUGGGAACCCCAGGGAUAGAGUGUUAGAGAGAGCAGGCAUUCGGUGGUCAGAGAGGUAGCUGAGGAUGUCCGGCCUGGGAGGUCUGUUUGUUAGGGUUGGGAUCCCGCAGUUCAGGCUGGCCUGGAACUGUGUAGCCCAGGCUGGCCUUGAACUCAUGGCAGUCCUCCUGCCUCUGCCUUCCAAGUGCUGGGAUUACAGGCAUGUACCACCUGUCAUUUUCACCUCUUUGUGUUGCUGCCAUUUACAUGACACUGCCUGGUCUUGACCUUGAAGUUGGAGAAACAAGUCUGAAGAAUCGGGGCUUCUGGGAAACUGGGGCCAUUUAUUCUUCUAGGCAUGAGGGUGCAUGCAGUUGGAGGUUGCAGAGAAGCAGCAUAGGAUUUGCUAAAGGUGUAUAUUGUUGGACUUUGAAGUGUGUUGAACUUUAGACUCCACCAGGAUCUUCAGGCUAGUCCCAGGUUUCAUUCCUGCAGGGUAGAGGGGGUGGGUGGAGAUUUGUCAGUGGGGAUAUUGACUUCUCUAGGGCUUGGCUUUUCCUAGCCCAAUUCCCAGGAGUCUGGGGACCUGCACACUGAAGGGAUCCGGGGCUUUUUUGCUAAGCACUGAAUUGUGCUUUCUUGUUGCACGGCUGACUUAGGGUGAUUUGCUGAACAAAUUCCCCAAGCCUCAACUUGCAACAUCUGAAUUUGGAGGAUGAUUGCAGAAGGCUGCAGAAUGAGCCGAGAAUGUAGAGUGACUUAGCCUCCUUGUUUCUCUGAGCUGCAGGAUCAGUGCACUGGUAGGGGAACAGGACUUAGGGAAGGAGACCUGCAGGGGUGUGGAUCAGAAUUUUUUUUUCAUUAUGGCAAAUAUCUGACUGCAUGAAAAAUAAUUGCAUGUGAGCGAACACUGGUUGAGCUCACUCAUUCUAGAGUAAUGUUUUCUGUACUGUUCUGGCUCUGACCUACAUUAAGAAAUAAAAUUUACAUUAUGACCCUGUACAUACAGCAUUAUGUUACAAUCUAAUUUCAGUUCAUGCAGGACUACCUCCUUUGCGUGGUCCCGUCUUCCUGAACAUUUUUGGGGGGAGUCUGUUUUAUUUUUUUUCAUUAGAAGGGCACUUGUUAGUUGGGCAUGGUAAUACAUGCUUGGGAGGGAGGUUGAGACAGGAUUGAAAGUUCAAGGCCAUCCUGAGCAACUUAGGGAGACCCUGUCCAAAAGUCAAAACAGCUGUUGUUCCUAAGUUCAUGGAGUUAUUCUCUGAUGAAAUAGUGGGUCACAAUGCAUGAACAGUUUGAAAAGUGCAGAGAGAGUUUUCACAUUCAGUAAACAUUUAUUAAGUCGUGCGUGUGCAAACAUACCCUUUGCAGUACUGAAGGUAGAAAGAUACAAAUGAGAGAUAGAAACUGUUCAGUCUUUUUGGAGGUUUAAGGCGCAGCUUGGAUUAAGGAGCAGGGCGAGAUGAUUAAAUGCCAAAAAUGAAAAACAAAUGCCUGCAGUGUAUGAAAACGGGGUGGUAGCCAGGGAUUUAGUUCAGUAACAUAAGUGCGUGAGUUCAAUCCCUGUAACAAAAAAAAAAAAAAAAAAAAAAAAAAGGGAAAAGGAAUCAUGAUAUGUGCAGUGUAGAUAGAAAAAACUCUUGGGAUGAAGGAAGUCUGGGGUGAACAGUUUGGCUGUCUCAGAUCAGAUGUCGCAUGGGAGAAACUCAUGAGUGCAAUUUAGGUGUUAGGAGUGAACAUAGCAUGUGCGUGUGGGUGUGAAGAACAUGGGACUCUUGUGAUAGAGCAGGGGGAAAUUAGACUGGAGAGGUAGGAAGUAUAGGUCUUUAUUAAGGAGGGAUUUGUAGAAAUUUCCAAGCCUUUAUGCUGUUACAGUUUGGAUAGCAUAAAGGCUUUUAAACAUUAAGAAUAAUCCGAAAAACUUGUGGCUUUUUAAGAAGAGUCAGAUCUGACCGUCAUUUCCAGCAGAGAGGUGGUCAUUGCCUAUGGAAAGGGUCAGGCCUGCUGCUCCCAAGCAUGAUUCCAGCGUCCUCUCUUGCCUGCCUGGGUCCAGUUGCUUGGCAUUCCUCGCUGUGUCCCAUCGGCAUUUGGCUUUGUGACCUCAGUUUUCAAGUCUUGGAUGCCAUGCUGGAGAAUGUGUGCUGCUGUCGCAGGCCAUGGGUGCCCUCCUCUUCACCCCAAGGAUUCUGGCAGGAGCCAGAGACUGUGGAAUCUGAGGAUUCCAGCGCCAUGCUUUGCUUUAGGCCAGUGAGCAGCUCUUGCUGGAGAGCUGCUGGCUGGGCCUUGGAAAUAUUUUCAUGAUGAACAGCAUGGUAUUUACUAGAGAAGGCUUUGCCUUGUCAUCUAGAAAGCGAUGUAGACUUCCAGUGAUCUGAAGUUCUCUCCUGACUCUACUUCUGGCUGGUGUGAUUAGAUCGUGGCUCCUGGCAUGUCGCUCUGAAAGGGAUGUUGGGGUUAUGAGUUGGUGAGUUGUGAGUCACAGCUGUCAGUUGCCUUGCGACAUUAGAUUCUUUGGUUCUGUGGGCCCAUAAAAGAAGACCAAGGAGAAGGGGGAGCCCCAGCGGGGAAGGGUGCAUAGUCUGGAGAGGUUCAUAGUGGCUGCAGAGUAGCUGGCUCAAGCCCAGGUAUUAAUGCAUAUGGCUACAGAAGAGUAGGUGUGUUUGGGGCAGCUGGUGUGGGAAGUCUUUAUGGCUGAGAACACUCUGGCUUUUCCUGGAGUCCUAACUACCCACCAUUCAGAGCUCCUUCCAGGUGAGCUGCAGGUGACAGGGGCUGACCAAUCGUUUCCUGCUUUUUACAGGUAGGACAAAAUUUACCGAAAGGAUUACUUUUUUUAAAAAUAACACACAGAUACAAGUUAGGAGUUUUCUUAAAAGCAUAUGGCCAUAGGAUGCAAGGGUACCUAGAAGUCAGCCGAAUUAUAUCAAGUUGAAUCUAUUUCCUGUUUUAUGUGAUGUUUUGCUUACUAAACCAGAAGGGAAUGAUGCAGCAGCUCUGGUAUGUUUAGUUUUAGUAAAGUAGUUCACAGUUUCUUAAGAUACACUUGUCCGUGUUAAAUCAUAAGUAGUAAACUAGGGGCUGGGUGGUGGCCUUGGUUUAAUUUAGGGAUCCUCUGCAAAAGCUGUUAGUUACUGGCUCAGUGUCAGCCUGGGAGCAGGUCAGAAAGUGAGCACCACAGGGCUCUGAUUUUGGCUUGCGUUGGGUUGAGUAUAAGGAAGAUGUGUUUGUCUUAUUUGGAGGCACAGAGCUGGGAAGGACUGCUUAGUUAGUAGAUAAAUCAGAGUCAUCUAGAAUGAGGACCUCAAAUUAAAAAGAAAAAGAACCAGGUGUGGCGGUGCAUGUCUGUAAUUCCAGCUAAUUGGGAGACUGAGGCAGGAGGAUUGUAAGUUCCGGCCCUGCUUCGGUAACUGUGAGCAUCUUUCUCUAAAUAAAUAAACAAAUGGGGCUAACUAGGGUUGUAGCUCACAGCCCCUUCCCUCAUUUCUGUAAAGAAUAGAUAUAAAGCGUGGUUUAGUUUUACAGAUUUGAGCUGAUAUCUCAAGAUGGCCAAAUAGUCUAAUAAGAUAAUUAUUCUUCUGGGGAUGUAGCCGAGGCAAAACAUGAAAUAUAGAUGCACCAUCAUUCAGAUUUUUUAAAAACUCUAGUAAAAAAUUGGUAGCAAGCUAUAUUUCCACUGGUGUGGGCUGGAGAUAGUGGAUAGGUGAAUUCCAGUGGAUGUGCCUUUAAAAUGGAGGUUUAUGAAGUUAUGCAAAAUAAUAUUUAGGAGCAAUUUAAAAGAUAACCAGGGAGGAUGUUUCUGGUAAAAGUUACAGUGUGCCUACCAUCUAAUUCCAAAGAUUUAAAACACAUGCCUAGAAAAUAACUGGAAGGAAGUGUCCUAAUAAUACCAAACCUCCGUUGUUUCUAGAUGGGUUGAGCUAAGUGACUUUCUCUUUUUCAUGCUUUUAAAUUUAUUAUUUGCCAGUUGGGGAAAAUACCGCUACUUUAAACACGUCUUGUUGUUUGAGGACAGGAUGGAGUAGAUGAUUCAUGUGGAGAUUAUUGUUGAGUACCUACCUGCCCCGUGUCAAGUUUUGGCAUAGAUACCAUGCUCACAAAAUAACACCCAGCACCUGACUCUGGCACAGGCCACUGUGGAAGGCCAGGCUGUCUGGUGGAAAGUCUUGUGUUUUUUUCCCUGUCAUUUAUGAGUUCAGUGUGGAGUCCUCAGUGGGUUGAGGCUUUCCAAAUAUCAAAGCCAGUGGAGAAUCCCAGGAUCCAGUCUUAAUGACCUUGGUCAUAUGACCUCUGGACUCCUGGGGUGAUUUCAAAGGCACCUGAGUAUCAGGACUUGAUCCACAAGGGAGGAUAGGGUGAUGGAGACUCAGGAGUGACCGGUGUGGGCUUGUGGAGGGGGUCUGCAGUAGUGCCUCUAAAAUGCUUUCAUGGUAGUCAGGUGUAGGGAGGACCACACGUGUUCACUUUUUUGUUUUUGGUACCAGGAAUUGAACUCAUGACCUUGUACUUGCCGGGCAAGUGCUUGCACCGCUGAGCUAAAUCCCUGGCCCCACAUGUUCAUUUUUGCUCUCCAUGUUGGACCAUGAUCCAUGGAUGGAACAAUGGCAUUAUCUUCUUUGGCUUCAGAUUCCUCGUCUGUAGAAUAGCUGCCCUCACAUUGAAGGGCAUUAAAGUAUCCUUGAACCUUGCAAUCUGGGCAGGCAAAUUUCCUUUCAGCUUGCCAAGGGAUUCUGCAGUCGGCAGAUCUGCCCAGCAGUGGACCUGUCUUCCCGCUGAGUAGUGGGCUUCCCCUUGCUGGAGGUAUUCCAGUACUGCUUAAGGCUGAUAGAGUUGCCGCAGAAAGAGGAGCAGGACUUAGGCUGGCCUCCAGGAUGUCUUCCAGUUCUCAAGGGCAGUUACCGUGGGACUUGUCAGAGCUGAAAGAGAACAUGGAGCAGACACUGCUUUUGGAUGUCUUUGAGUUACUUUAGUCUUUGUUAGGGACUAUGCUCAGGCCGUGUGUUUCUUAGAGAGCUCUGCAGAGAGCAUAGAGUUCCUCUCGUGUUCUGAGAUUAUCACAGGAAGAUUUCUGCCUCUGUGCACUUCAUGCUCGUAUUCUGGCAUUGGAAAAAUCAGUAGUUGGCCAGAGAACUGCUCUGUCUUCGCACGGAGUAAAGCAGAUUUGGGGCAUGCUGACUAAAGCAGGGUAGCUUUAGAUGUAGGUCAGAAGCUCUUUGCACACUUGUGGACAGUGGUCCUCCUUGGUGUCCACAUCCUUCGUUCCUUGCAUUGGAGUCUGUCGCAUCCAUCCAUAAUGCGUGCUGAUCUUCUGAGAAUUAUGCUGUGCACCUCACGUCCUGGGUGUGGGGAAAAGUUAGAUCCACGUCCUUUUUUUUUCUUUCAGUACUGGAGUCUGAACCCAGAGGCUUUCACUAAGCUGCAUUGCUAGCCCUUUUAAUUUUUCAUUUUGAGAUAGUCUCAGCAUAUUAUUAAGUUGCUCAGGCUGGGCCAGAACUUGUGAUCCCUCCUGUCGGAGCCUCCCAGAGUGCUGGGAUUGUAGACACUUCCUACUACACCCAGCUUAGACUUUAAAACAAACUCAAUAAAAAAAUAACAGUUUUCUGCCUUUUUUGUCCUUUGAGUAUUGGGGGGGGGCAUAAAAUUCUUUUAGUAAGAACAGCUGCUUGCAGUGACUGAAGAAUUAAAACCCAUUUUCCUCUUUUUAUAUUUAUUCUGUUGCAAAACACAAAUUGCCCUUGGUGUUCUUUUCUUAAAUUCAUGUGUCCUCCAUCCAUUUAAAUCUUGCGAUCUGUUUUUAUGGCCAUUGUGGCCAUGCAACUCAUGCACCUUCCCCAGCACAAAAGAGUUCCAGGUCCAAAUGGGCAGAUCAGAGUUCUGCUGUGGUGGAAGAGAAGCUGUUGGAGUGGGCUUUUCUUCUCUUUUUCUCAUUGGGGCAUAUUUUCCAGAUAGUGGAACACUCAGAUCUUAAGUGUGCCAUUUAGUCAGUUUCGACAAAUACUUUGGGAGACAAAAAUACUCAGCACCCCAGAAAUAUUCCUGUGACCAUUUCCAAGUAAUGCUUACCUCAAAUCUGGAAGUACCACAAAUCUUGACUUCUAUCACUAUAGGUUAGUUUUGCAUAGCUGGCUCUUAAUACUCUAAAUGUGUUUUUCCAAGGGCUCUGCAAGUAGUGCUUUGCAGAGAUCAGGGGUGUGUGUGUAUGUGUGUUUGAAAAUCGGUGUCCCCAGCUGGAGGUGCAGCGCUUGCCUAGGAUGAGGCCUUGAGUUCCAUCCCCAGCACCAUAAUAAGUAAGGAAGUAAAUAAAUUAAUAAAUAAAACUGUUUACAUGGCUGGGGCAUGGCUGGCCCCAGUAUGUAAAUAAUAAUAUUUUAGUGUUUGUUUAAUGAGAGUUCAGAUCCUUUUCAUUUGCUCAAGGGACCCAGACUGAUGUUGGAAAUCCCGAAUUGCAGAUGCAAGAAUGGAGGGGGGCUGGGGGUUUAGCUCAGCGGCAUAAGCGCCUGCCUUGGAAGCAGGCAGUCGUGAGUUCGAUCCCCGGUACCGAUAAAAAGGAAAAGGAAAAAGACCAAAAAAAAAAAAAAAAAAAAAAAAAAAAAAAAGAAUGGAGGGCACAGCCCGCUGUCCUCCUGGGGUGGAGGUGUGGCCCGGCUCCAGCUGCCUGAUUGGUGCGUGCACGCGUGCACGCCUGUGUGCCUACGUGUGUGCUUUAGUGUACCAUGUGGGGAGCUGCACUGCUCCCUUGGAGGAGCUGGAAUUGCUCCGAGGACAUCCCUGCGGAUUACCAGAAGUCCCUGUGACAUAGUUUCUCUUUUUGCCUGCCUCUUCCUAGAACUGGCAGAUAAAUUUAACAAUCCACAGAGUUACAGAGCUGCACUUGUAAGACUGAAAUGAGAUCCAAGCUGCAAAGUCUGCUGCUAGCUGGGAAAUCUGAUCCACAUCUGCCCUGCUGAGCUGUCUCCCUGCAAGGGCUGGCGGGCCAGAUUUGGGUAGAAAAUUGCUCCUAAACUUAUCAUUGAAAUGCAUUGAGUAGGGUUUCUUUCUUUCUGUCUGUCUGUCUGUCUGUCUUUCAUUAAGUGAAUACAUGAAAAUUUUAAUACAUAAGUAAUACAUAAACAUAUUCUCUGUAGGGAAAAAAACCCCUGUAAAUCUUUCAGAGCAAGCAAAAAAAUCUUAAGACAACCACUCUUAUCUCAGUUCUUUUCCCAGCAGUAUACCACCGUCCUGGGAUUGUUGGUAUUUUCCAAGUGUUUUGCAUACUUGUAUCUAUGCCUCCGGGACUUACAGAAAGUCAAGGCAUAGAUAUACCUCAUCAAGUUAUCUUUUUUGUGUGUUUGUUUUGUUUUUGAGACAGAAUCAAACUAUAUAGUUAAGGCUCGCCUUGAAUUUGCUGUGUAGCCCAGUUAUGCCCUUGAAGUUGCAGCAAUCCUCCUGCCUCAGCCUCCGGGAGCACCACUGUGCCUGGCCAGGGAGGGUAUCAUCUUGUCAGUGUUCAUAGGUCUUCAUCUUGUUUAAUCCCUGCUUGUCCUAAGAAGUAGAAGGGGAAACAGUUACUUUGUCUUUCUCUCAUUGGUGGACACAGAGUCAUUUCUGUUCUUUGACAGUGAUUGUUACAAGAAACAUUGUUGCACUCGGUGCCUGCAGGGCCUGGGAGUUCUCUCUCGGCAGGUGCUGAGAAAGUGGAAUGGCUGGGUAGCUGAGCUAACUGUGUUCUGAUGGAGACAUACCGUAGGCUCCCUUCUUUGCUUAGAUGUGCUCACACAGUGAUCAGUUGAAGACAAGGGCAGGAUUUAAAGUGUGUGAGGUGUGUGCUCCCCUCACUGUACCCCUUGCAGGUCCUUGAGUUAGUGCGGGUAGGUGAGUAGGGCUGGUGGUGGGAAGUCCCCUUCUGGGUCCUGGAGUGAUUAUAUGUGGCCCUUCCCUGCCUCCAGGACUUUGGCCUGUGUGUUGACAACACUUGUGUGGGGAAGAGGUGCAGUGUGAGCACCCCACGGUGGACUCUGGAUGGUAAAUUCUUGGCCCACUUCUCUGGCCAGCUGCAGGUGUUCUUGCCGUUUUUACAACAGAAAGCAUCUCGUAGACACUUGAGCCAAAGGGAAGGAUUUUAGUGUUGUUCAGAGCGUGGUUCAUGAGGAGAGAAUGGUGUGUGCCCAUCUUAUGUUUGCAUCCAGAUGUCUUUGGCUCUCUGUAGAGCUCCUAGAAAGCAUACAUGUUAGUCACGCUGGGCCUGUCCUUUGCACUUAGUGAGUGUGGCCAAGGAGGGUGUGACUGUCCCUGCCAAGACAGCACAAGGCUGGGUGUGUGUUGGUUCCCCUGGAGCCCUAGCUGGGAGGAGGUAGAGCCCUUUGUGGCCUUAGUGAUUGUCUGUUCCAGGCUUUCAGGUCCUCAUGCAAUGGAGGGGAACAGCUGUGGUCCUUACCCAAUAGAGUCCACUUCACAUUCACUUCGGUCGCUGCCUUUGGAGUUUGCAGGCAGUUCCUCCUCUGGACUCAUGCAGAUGUUAGCAGAGUCCCCCCAACUCACUUCAGUAUUUGGCAACUGAGUCAGUGGUCCCUCCCCUCAUCUACUUGAUAGCUUCUUUCGGGGCCCACUUGCCCUUGACCUUUCCAGCCUGAGGGAUGUGGUCUUCUUAGCUUACCCUGCUGUUAUGCAGCAGGUGCAGGGUGUCCGUCUACUGGCCUCGAAGCUCUUCUUUCUUGAUGGGCAGUAACCACUGUUUGCAGUGUAGGCAAUUUUCUGAGUUUACAGGGGCUGGUCAGUGGGGGUUUUUUUUUCCCUGUGGGAUUUGUACUUUUGCAGUGGUGCUGGGUGAAAUGUCCUUUUGGCCUUUGGGACCAGAGUAGAAUGGCAUCUGACCCACAGUGACACAGAUUUCUCUGGACUAGGCCUGAUGCCAGCAGAGAGCCUUUGCAAGGCUUCUGAGAUGUGAACAUGCACUGUGCCCCCCCCCUGCACAUUUGUGCACGUUCUCCUCUGAAAUUCACCUACAGCCUUGUUUCUUCAUCACCCUGCAUUUGGUAUCUAUUGUUUCAGGGUACUGUUUAUCCUGCUCUCUUCUGUGUCCAGUGGACAUUUUCUCCUUAUUUUCUUUCUUGUUAUUUCUUCUCUCAUACAUUAGGGAUUAGCAUCUCUAAGAAGAGAAGCUUCAUGACUCUUUAAAACCAAGACACUAUUGGGGGAAAAAAAAAAAAACAAAAAAACAAACAAACAAACAAAAAAAAAAAACACCUUAUUGCCUCAUUACAGCCCCGGGCUGCCCUUCAGGACAGGAACCAACAUUUUUAUCAUCUUACAUACAGGGGGAGUGAGUCACAGAGUGAGGUGGAUGUUGUCCAUGGUCACUUCACUGGGAAGGCUGAGCUCAUUGGUGACCUACAGGGUUUCCUUGUGUUUGAUUCGGGACAUAUGGAAGGGGUAAAAUAAGAAUAGUUGUAGCCCCCAAUCCUGGAGAAGCCCAGGCUUCGUACUGUAACCAUUUCCCCUUUCAUGCCACAACCACCAAUGCCACAUUAACCUCUGCUCAACUCAAGGUUUUUGCUAACAGGGAACCUCGUGCGGUCACGUAGUCUAGCCUGGCUUCGGUCACGAUUUCUCUGCCUGUACAGGAGAAAGAGUUAGAGCUGUUGGAUCAGACAUAUCUAUCACUUGGUAUUUCUGUGGCUUCGGGAAAUUUCUCAACUUCCCUGAGUCUCUGUUUGCGUGUCUGUGAGAUGGGGGUGAUAAUGGUGCUUAUCUCAUGGUUUACUUGUGGGGUACUAAAUGAGACACAUCCUAUGAAAUGUGCAGUGUGACAGACACAUAAAUCUUUAGGCUGUGAGAGUUAUCAGUAUUUGGAAACAAGCGUAGUCUUUGAAAUGCUGUGGAUUCCAUAUAAGGCUUCGUGUCAUGUUCUUGUCUCUUUAUUCUGUAGCAGUUCUGAUGAGGUAGUGAGAUGUGAUUUUAUUCCCUGAGAACAUCCCACUGGUUUUUCUUGAAAGGGUUCUAGUCUUGGGCUGGGGUUGUAACUCAGUGGUAGAGCGCUCGCUUUCUAUGUGCAAUGCCCUGGGUUCCACCCCCAGCACCGCAAAAACAAAGAAACAAAAGAUUCCAGUCUUCUGCUGGUCCUGAACUAAGUCCAACUGUCUCCCUGCUGGCCCAGGAUGGUGCAAGGCUUGAUAUGGUGUCCUUGAUUGUCUUUCCCAGGGCUGGCAGGGCCUCCAGUUUCCUCUCUCACUUCUCUCAAAACUCAUGCUUAUGGGCCAUUGCCUCUGUGACUGAUACACAUUCAUUUUGUCCCUGGUAACCUGAUCAAUAUCACUCUGUCCAUCUGAGAUGGGACAUGUGAAGCUAGGACUGGGAGGGACACUCACUCAGCCUGUUUUUCCAUCUCUGUGUAGCGUUUGAAUUCAUCCUUAGACCCACACAUGUUGUGUCCUGAAGAUUCUUGAGAUGACCUCUGUCCUGUAUGGCUCAAGUCAGACUCUUUCUUGGUGGCCAGCCCUGUCCCAGUUUUGCACACUUUCUGCCUUGUAUUUAAGUGAUCUUUCCUGAGAACCUUCCCAUCUCUUAGGCUGACUUUCUGCUUUUUUUCUUUGGGGGAAACAUAGCAUCUCCUUCAAAGGUUCAGGAACUCAGUUGUUUUUUGUUUUUGUAUACUUUUAAGAUUUCUUAUAUCAAUGUAUUUAACUUAUGUCCAAAAAAAAACCUUUUAAAAAGUUAACAUGGAUAUCUACCCAGCUUUACAAGCUUAAUUCUAAAUAUCAGCCUUUUACCAGGCCUCGGUGUCAGACUGCUGAAUGUUUUUUGCAUUUCUCUGAAAGAAGCAAAUGCUCAUUCGUUCAUCUCAUUGCAUAGGGCAAGCGCAUGAAUGUUGCCCUGUGAGCCCAUUAAGUGCUUUCACGCUUAAGCACUGGUAGUGUGGGCUCCAGAUUCUUUAAGAGUGGUGUCUCAACCUUUAUAGCUUUCUCUCUCUCUAGUUUAGGCUACAAUGACUGGCCUUCAACUCAUAGUGGUCGUCCUGUUGCAGCUUCCCAAGUGGUGGAAUUACAGAUGGGGGCCACUGUGCCCAGCUCUGAACCUUCAGCUUGUUAACAUUCUGCUCAGUGCAGCUGCAAGAGCUGGGCCCAUAUGCAUUGCUCCAGCAAGGGUUGGAUUCUGCAGCACCCUUUGCCUGGACUUUGGUGGGUCUGCACCAGCCUGGGCUGGAUCUGCCUGCUGAGUCUGCUCAUGGUUCACUUCAAGGGAGGUUUGUUCUUGUGCAGCCCUGGGCGAGGCACCAGGGCUGAGAUGAAGGCAUCAGGAGAAGCUCAGGCUGGUACCCCUCUAGCUGCAAGUGAGGUGACCAGGACCAGUCACUGGUUUGGUCUCCAGGGGCAAAGCUGCCUGGCUCAGCAUUGAGCUUGGAGCACUGCGCCCAGGGGUGGUUCAUUCUGGCCAGCAGCCUCUCUGUAGUUGGUCUGAUUUCUUGGUUCUCCCAUCUUGCUAAAAUCAGCACCGUGAUUUCAGUUAAUUAGUGGUUCCCCUGUGGUCAACUUCUGGGUUCCCAUUAGAGUUGGUCAUUGUGUUAUGGGUUCCGGUGGGAUAUCCUGGCACAGCCUCAGUUUCCAGACGUUGUCUGAACAAUGGCUGCUAAGCCUUUGGAGUUCCUUAUGGUUCCGAUCCAGAAGUGUGUGUGUGUGGGACACAGAGCCACCUCUCUUCCUUUGAGACAUGGGGCACUUUGCUGGCAGUAACCACACUGUGGCUCUGCAAGGUCUUGGAUUCUCAUCUUCUUAGCUAUGGUGUGGAAACGGAGGCUCUGAGGUGGUGGCAGUUGUCCUCAGCCACCUUGGUGGAGGUGACUGACUGUCCCUCUAGUUGCAGACUGCUGUGUCCCUGGCUCUCGCCCUGUGUGGGGUACCUCUGCCCAGUCUUUCCUGGACACUUGGGUGUCCAUUCUGUUGAUCCAGUUUAGGGUCUUGGUGAACAUUCCCACUCAGGACAGCAGAGUGGACUCUCAAGGAGAGGGUAGUAGGGUGACAAACUGGGGUGCAGCCCUCAUCCUGAUGGAAAGCUUGGUCUGUGGUAGCCAGGGCCCCCCUUUCUAGCCAGACAAAGCCAUUUCCUUUGGCUCCAGGUUUGCACCGUCUGUCCUGUCCCUACCCCCAGCUGGGUGACACUUUCCUUGGGCACCUGCAGCCCUGUGUGCCAUGAUCAUGCACUGCAAGGAAGAAGUGGCACUUCUGUGUGCUUCCAGCAGCGGAGUCACCAGGUGACCUUCGCCCUCCUCCAGCCUUCUGCCUGUUGGUUUGGCCUUGUCCCUUGCCAGUAAUGUGGCAACUCUCUACAGUGACAGCCUGAGCUCCUGGCACGUUUUCCGCUUUAACCGCUUUGCCGUGCACCUCGUGCUCGGUGCUCAUCUGUUCGGAGGCAGUGGGGCAUGCGGGUGCUGGUUUAAAUGACUGUAAAGUCCCAUGUUGUGUUUCUACUUGAAUCAUUUAAAUAAAAAAGUGCUACAGAGCAGAGCCUGUGUCCCUCUGCCUUCCCCCAGGAGCAGGAGCAUAAGGAACCCUUUUUGUCAAGUCUCAGGAUUGGCACCUUGGGGUUCCCAUAUGGUGUGGACUUUCCCUUCCAAGGCCUGACUGCUAAAAUGUUCAUGUCCUUGGCUUAUAUUUUUGGGCUGGCAGCCUUUUGUUGUCAGCUUUCAGUUGUUGGUCCUGGAAGCUCUUCCAGUAGAUCCCUUCGGCCCACACUGCCUUCCUGCAGGACCCCUGCCCUCAAGAGUUCUGAGCCCUCCCUCAUGUCUCCUAGAGAAGGAAGAACUGGACCAGGCAGGAGCCAAGAAAGCUAUCAGGCCUGCUGCUCGCUAGAUUUGCGAUUUGGGCCACAUAAGUGGCCUUGAUGGACCUCAGUUUUCUCAGCUGUAAACUAGGGUAAUGGUGUCCCUUUAUAUUUUAUUGAGUGGCUGGGAGGUCAGGGAAGAAGAAAAGCCCCCAAAGGCAUGCAUGCAAGUGAGGAACCCAAGUUCCUUACAGGCAUUCCUUGAAUGCAAGUUCUGGUCUUUUACAAGCCUCCCCUGAAAGCUGCUGGAAGCAUCUGUUGGAUCUCCCAGCUGCCCCGCCUCCCAUCCCAGCCCUGGCUCUGGGGAGAAUGCCAAGUCGGCAGCACCCACCUCCCAGCCUAGGCUACUUUAGCAGUUUAAAGCAGGUUUAACCACUCCCCUCCCCCAGCCCUGUGUGCAAGCAUGCUCGCCCCGCCCUGUGCAUGACACACACCACGCUGGAAGGCUUCCCCGCACUCAGCAGCUCUGAGCGUGGAGGUACUCGGCCCUGCCUCCUCGGAUCACUGUCUGCCUGUUCAGGAGACACUGCCUCAGAGCUGAGUCCGAUACUGCUCAGACUCCUCCUGACUUCUCACCCCUGGCUCACAAAGCAGCUCUUUCUGAGAACACAUUUUUCUCACCUCUGGGCCUCUCCUGGCCCUGGGAAGAUCACCUGUUUAAAAUCAUAAAUCUGGGUGGAAUAAAGCUGAGUUGCUAUCUGCUCUACAGGGCUCACAGUCUAAGGAAAACAUUCAGUAGCCCUUAUCUGAAAUGCAGGGGACCAAACAUACAUAGUAGUUUGGAAUUUUUUUGCAUUUUUGUAUGCAUGGUGAGAUACCUUGGGACUGGAGCCCAAAUCUGAACCCAGAAUUUGCCUAUGUCUCGUAUACCUAUCCUACCUGGAGCCCGAAGAUGAUUUUAUACAGUACGGUGACAUGCCUGUGUUUUUACUGGGACCUUUCUCAUGAUAUCAGAUGUAGGACUUCUCACUUGGGGCAUCACGCAGCUGCUCACAAAGUUUGGAGCACUUUGGGAUCUGCAGUAGAAAUAGGCCUAGGUCCCUGAGCCCUCCCUGUGUGUCUCAGAACUGUGUAGUUUGCCACGGCUAAGUGAAGCAGGAUGGUGAUAAAGGUCACGGGAGCUUUGAGAGCGAGUGGGGAGGCAGGUGUGAAGGAAGGGAAGUGCGUUGGCUUCUGGGGACAACUGUGCAAGCACUUUGCUUUCCUGCUGCAUCGCAGACAGAGACAGUUUUUGUUACUUGACAGAGGGACCCUUGUGCUAUCAGACCCACAGGGUGUUUGUUGAUCAGGAUCACUUAUUAUUUGCGGGAGAGAAUUCACUCUGACUGGAUCAGGUUGCCUAUUUCUGUGUCCAUCUGCUGGGACAUGAAAAUAACACUGUUACUUGGGGCUGUAUUCUUUCCCUCGCAGUCCCAUUACAGCUGUUACUCCAAUAGAGGACAAUGGGUGCUCCAGGACAGGGUUUGCUGGAGAGAGGGUGGGUGCCAGCCCCGAGUGUGGACCAUCCUUUCAGGUCCCUUACAGUCCUGCUGGCCUGUCCUUCAAAUUUCGCCAGGGAUCUUAACGUUCUGAUGUGGUAUAAUCGGGUUUCCAAAAAAGCCUCUAGCAAAAGACAAUAAUUGGGAAUCAAAACUGUCACUGUCUGGCUAGUUGAUGUAAAAUACCAAUCACUAACAUGCUAAAUGCUGUGUAACUCAAGCUUUAUAAAAUCUUAUGUACAUAUCACACCCAUUUUUGACACAGGGUAAGAGGACUUGACAACUAUUCAGAGAUUCAGAAGUUCUCUCUUAGAGUCUUAGUUGUAAUCGCUGGAGUUUCUAACCAGAGCCAGAGAAAGUUUUCUUCUGUCUCUCUGCAGAAAAGGUCCUAGUGCCUAGUGAGGUAUUUACUUUUCCUGGCGAAGGCACCCUGCGAGGAGGGAAAGAAAGUCUUGAGAAUGACCAGUUUGCAAUGACAGGAUAUGUGACAACUUGCUUCUGCCACAGUUCACAUGGUGACCUGCAAAUCAGGAGGAUGACAAACACACUUGCUUAUAACCAUAAGUAGCCCACAAGUGUUCCUGCCAUCUAUCAGCAGAGAUGCCAGCUAAGAAACGCUAAGUGAAUUGUUUGGGCAGUGGAGUUCCAUUUUAUUUUUUAUUUAUUUAUUUUUUUUGUCUUUCUCGUUUUUAUCGGUACCAGGGAUUGAACUCACGACUGCCUGCUUGCAAGGCAGGCGCUUAUGCCGCUGAGCUAAAUCCCCAGCCCCUGGAGUUCCAUUUUAAAAUGAGAAAUGUGGUUUGCUGUUACCUUUUUGGGUUUUGGUUGAGUCUGAAACAUGCCACUGAAAAAAGUUUUAAGUUAAAAACAUAGCUUUAAAGGAAAAAAAAAUGGUAGCUUUCUGAUAAAAGACUGAGAAGGAUAAGCAAGAACUAAAAAUGGAAACUGGUUCUAGUCAGUGGUGCCCAGUGGAGAUCUUAAAAUACACAGAAAGCUGAGGGGGAGCAGAAGCCCUUGGUAGAGGCUGGUGCCGCUCACUUUGAUCCAUGAAGACAGGUAUAGCAGGCACACAAGCUUUUUCGAAUUGGAAUCUUGCUCCAAACUUCACCCUCCUUCCCUUUUAGAAAAAAAAAAAAAAUCAUUAGUACUGUCAUGAAUCACUUUGACUUAUCACCCAUGUCUUACAAGUGCCACUGGUGAUGUCACGGCUUGCUGCAGUGUCCCCGGGUGGGGGGAGAUAGAAACUGUUGUGUGCAAACACAUGCACAGGUGUGCAAAUGCUGAGACAUGCAGUUAUGCAGCAACUGGCACAUGACAAAUAGCAGUCUGCAACCCUGAACCCCAGAGUGGGUUUGUGUUACUUUCCUGUCCAUUCCGGUGACUUCACUGAUGGCAGACCUCCUCAUUAAGGCCCAUUAGCACAUCAGGAGCUGUUCUCUGAGCCUCGCCCUUUUUGGACAUGGAGCAAAGAACAUAUUCUGAUGGGUGACAGUGGUAGGGGAGAGGCAGAACCCUAGGCUCUGCACCACAGAGUCUUUUAGCGUGAGUUUGGGCACAAGCAAGAAAUUCUGUAAGUUGAGAAGCACUUGUAAAAUUGUAAAGCAACAUUGGGCUCCCUGGUGAAACACUGUUAUUGUUACCCUGAGAUGGAGGUUUUUGAUUCCUCUUGGCUGCACAGGACCAUAGGGCACACUCUGCAAAGGCUGGAAUAUGAACUGUUCUUUGCUCCUCAGAGAGAAACUGAUAGAGGCCUGACUAGAAGCCAGGGUAAAGCCGACCAGGUGCAGAAUCAUAGUGGCUCUGGAAGUGGCUCCAGGGACCAGUGUCAGCCCUUUUCCCUCCCACCCACCUCUGUGCUUUGUCAGUGCCCGAGUCCCUGAGGCUUGUUGCUUAUUGUGCCAUCAUGGUAUUGGUAUCAGACUGGGUGUGUGGAUUUACAGGAGCAGUGGUCAGUGGUCUGGAGCCCUGAUGGGCACUUGCAUCGCCCACUUCCCUGCCACCUGCCCCAGUAUAAAGCUGGCUGACGUUUCCCUUUAUCCCUUUGGGCCCUCUUGCAGGGCAGUGUGUGUAUAAAGGUCUUUGCAGACUGAACCGCUAAAUGAUUAACAGCGAACUGGUCAGGCGAAAGCACUGGCCUUUAUUUUAUAGGAAGGAGGCCAAGAUGCAAAAGGAGAGGAAAACCCUGUGGAACGAAAAUGCAUGGGAAGCAGAAGUCGGGACCUGGCAGGGCCAGGGGUCGUUCUUUUCUAUCAGGUUCACUGAUACAGGGGAGAAAAUUGUGCUGAACUGAGUUAUUGUGAGAGGUCUCACACUGCAUUUGUGGCUGGAUUGUUACCUUGGGUCUCACGGAGAUGUGAGUUUAGACCUAAGCCUGCUAGUUCCUAAAUCCUGCGGCCCUGUAAUCUGACGCCUUUGCAACCCUGUGGCCUCAUCAGAAAUCAAAGACCAUUAUUUUUAUCUCAGGUUGUUCUGAGGAUUAAAUUAGAUGCAAGCUGUGAAAGCUGGUGCCCGGCAGGCGUUUAAUAAAAGACAGUUUCCCUUCUGUCUUUCUCUUCUGCUUUUAAAAAUUAAGAUUUAGGAGGACUAUAAAUAAAACGCAUAAUAAAAUGGGUUCUCAAGUGGAAUUCAGGGGAAAGACUCGACGCGUGGGCAAAGCGGCGUGGGGGAGCAGGACGGAAGUGGCAGGUCCCUCGGUGCAGCCCCAGCGGCCUUCGGAAGGCGCAGGCUCGCCCUGCAAAGUCAAAGAAAGCUAACGAAAAAAGUCGAAAGAAGCUAACACAACACUGUGGGAGUCUGUUGGCCAAAUAUCUCAGGAGCUGUCUGGAGCCUGGAAACCGAGGAAUUUUGGAAAGGCUACCCUGUGUUCAUGUGCAGUGGUAGAAACCCCAAACUUCCUGCUUUGGAAAGUGGGGGUGGCCGCUGGGAUUUUUGCCAAGAACGGGGUUGGCUGUUUCUCUGGCUCGGUGCUGCCACCUCAUGUCCACGCAGCAGCAUGGCCAGUGUCCUGUCCCGCCGCCUGGGCAAGCGGUCGCUCCUGGGAGCCCGGGUGCUGGGCCCUGUUGCUUCUGAUGGGCCACUGGGGGCUGGGCUGCCAUUGGAGCCACAGGCGGAGCUGCCAGAGGGCUCCACCCUCCAACCUGUCCUCACCUGCAAGGACUCUGGAAGGAGUCUAGAGCAGCCUCAGGAGCUCCUGCAGGCUCUGGGCCCUGCAGGCUUCCAGCAGGUGGCCUUUCAGCCCGGACAGAAGGUCUGUGUGUGGUACGGGGGCCGUGAGUGCACGGGCCUGGUGGAGCAGCACAGCUGGGCAGAGGACAAGGUGACCGUGUGGCUGUUAGACCAGAAGCUGCAGAUCUGCUGCAAGGCGGAGGAGGCGUGGCUGGCGGAACUGCAGGGCGCGGUGCCCCAGGCGCUGUCCCCGGAGCGAGGGGCCCAGGCGCCAGCCUACAGACCUGUCUCCAGGAACAUCGACGUGCCCAAGAGGAAGUCGGAUGCAGUGGAGAUGGACGAGAUGAUGGCGGCUAUGGUGCUGACGUCCCUGUCCUGCAGUCCAGUUAUUCAGAGCCCUCCGGGGGCCGAAGCCAGCUUCUCUGCUUCCCGAGUGGCCUGCAGUGACCCCUGGAAGGAGAGCGGGGAUGUGUCCGACAGCGGCAGCAGCACCACCAGUGGCCACUGGAGCGGCAGCAGUGGCAUCUCCACUCCCUCGCCCCCGCACCCCCAGGCCAGCCCCAAGUAUUUGGGCGAUGCCUUUGGUUCUCCCCAAACUGACCAUGGCUUUGAGACUGACCCCGACCCUUUCCUGUUGGAUGAACCAGCUCCACGCAAAAGGAAGAACUCCGUGAAGGUGGUGUACAAGUGCCUGUGGCCCAGCUGUGGCAAAGUCCUGCGCUCCAUCGUGGGUAUCAAGCGCCAUGUUAAAGCCCUGCACCUGGGGGACUCUGUGGACUCCGACCAGUUUAAGCGGGAGGAGGAUUUCUACUACACAGAGGUGCAGAUGAAGGAAGACCCUCCUGCCGCCGCAGCUGGCACCUCUGCCCCUGGGACUCACAUUAUUGAGCCAGCCCCGGCUGCCCAAGUGACCAGCCCGUCCCUUGCUGCCCUCCCUCUGCCUCCGCCCAGAGCCCAGUGCUCCGGCUCCAAACACCCUGGCCCGGAGUCUUCCCUGGCUUCAGCUGCACUCAGCAAGUCGGCGCCCAGCUCCUUUUGGCACAUUCAGGCUGACCAUGCGUACCAGGCUCUGCCGUCCCUCCAGAUCCCCGUGUCCCCCCAUAUCUACACCAGCAUCAGCUGGGCUGCUGCCCCUGCCGCCGCCUCCCCCCUCUCUCCGGUCCGCAGCCGCUCACUCAGCUUCAGUGAGCCGCAGCAGCCGCCACCUGCCGUGAAAUCGCACCUGAUUGUCACCUCUCCACCCCGGGCCCAGAGCAGCACCAGGAAAGCCCGUGGCGAGGCCAAGAAGUGCCGCAAGGUAUAUGGCAUCGAGCACCGGGACCAGUGGUGCACUGCCUGCCGGUGGAAGAAGGCGUGCCAGCGCUUCCUGGACUGAGCCCGGACCCGGCCACCUGGCCACCUGGCAGCCAGGGCCAGGGAGGCGGAUGGGCCUUCUGCCUGCAGAACCCGGCAGAUUCAGGCGGAAGUGUGGAGUCCCAGCCCAUUCGGCAAAGGCGUAACACUUAAAACACUUUUUCCCCCUUGGUGGGAGAACAUUUUAUUUUUAAAAAAGAAAAGAAUCUUUUCCCCUUAAGAUAGGAGAGAGCCAAAAACUGACCAAGGGUAUCCUGCAGCGAACCAGAGACCAAAGAAUUCCUCCUCCUCCCUUCCCACACCCCUGUCCCCCUGCCCCUGGCUGGAGGGAUGAGUUCCUCUGUCUCAGAGGGGGACAGCGUCACACACGAGCCCUGUUCCCCACUGAGCUGGUGAAUCCUUUGCUUUCUCAACUCUUCAGAAAGGACUGAGCAAGAUGAAUUUCCUUUAAAAAAAAAAAAUAUAGCUUCUCGCCGGUGUGGACGACCCAGAAGGAGGACUGCGGGUUGGUGGGGACAGCAGAUGUCUUGCCAUCCAGAGGCCCCUUUUCUGGGAGCUGCCCCUCUAGGCAGCUUCUGGAAGGACAAGGAGAACCUUCCUGUGGUGGUGACAGCUGUCUGUCCUGUGGCUUCUUUUCAAGGCCUGUAGAAGAUUUGUGAACACAGAGAUUUGUGAAGACUGCCACCAGGCAGUUGAGCAGAAGGAUAUGAGUUUGCUUUUGGGAAGGUGGCCUUCCAGCGCUACCCUGAGAGUCCCUUGCCUCCUAGAGGAAGGGCAGAGGGUUUCUGUGUUGGAGCAGGUGCUGCUCCUCCUGGAGUCACCCCUCUGGGGACUCUCUCUUCUGUGCAGGGAGGAAGGGCCAGAACACUGUCUUUGGCCUGGUGUGUUGUGAGACCUUUCAUGAGGACAGCCGCAGGGAUUUCCCCAAUUCUGCUUCUUGUGGAAGGGGAGGAAGGCAGGGCCCUUCUGGGCGUGAGGCUCAGGCUGAGGACCUGGAGGGAGGGAAGUGGGGCUGAGUAGUAGCUGCUGGUGUUUCGGCUUUUGGUAUUGGGGAGACACAGGCCUUUGGAGGCAUGGUGAGUGUUGGAGUCCACACGCAAAGCUGUCACCGAAGAGGGAGAGCCAGGGAGUUUAGUCAACCACAGAUGACUGAGGCCAGGGUGAGGGCCCCCUGACGUGGGUAGGUGGGAUGCCUCAGGGCCUGAACAUGCCCACCCUGGUCUCACCAUGUCCUGUGUGUCAGCGUGCAUGGGGCUGAGCAGUAGGGUCCACCUGGACUAUUUGGUUUGUUUGUUGUUACCUGGACUGUUGUGGUCCCCGGUAAAAAUACCUGGCCACCAAGGUUAUUACCAAGGAUGAUAUCAUGUGGAAAUAAUGCCAUUUGUGGGAAAACCUCAGCAUAGGGAGGUGAUGUUGUCAAGGGUGCAGGGGCCUGGCUGGUGAUAAGGGACAGAUACACUUAUGCAUGACUGUCUUUGGUGGUAAUACAUUUCUGUGAUGGAAAUAUGGCUGUGGACGUCCAAGCCUGAAACCAGGCCAGCGAGGUGGCCCAGGACUCCUCUUCUGUCUCUGUGGAGAAUCAGGAGCUGGGGACAGGCUGCGGCUCCUCCCUUUUGCCCGCUUCCCACGCUGCCCAGCCCCGACCUUCCUGGGGAGGGAGCAUCUUGUGGGGACCCUGCCCUGAAAUCCCUUACUAGCUGCAGCAGCUUGGACCUCACGGAUGUAGCUGACACAAGGAUGUUUCCUCAUGGCAGACUCCUCAUGCCAUUGAUGCGCAGGACAGAAAAGGCAGAGAGAAAGAAGGAAUAGGUGGGGCGCUUUAACAGUGGAGUGGUUUGGUUUGUGUUAUUUUGUUUCCGGGCGGUUUUUCCUGUCUGUGUUGUCCCAUGCCCCUUCUCAGUGGUGGUGCCCUCCUCUGUCUUGUGGCUGCUGUGGGGGCCCCUGACUCGGGUCCGUCCUUGGCGUGCCUCCGGGGUUCCUUCUUGGAGCUGAGAGUUGAGUGGUGCCGUGUGCACUGUCUCCCGGCUUCCCGGCCCUCUGCCCCCCUGCCGGCAUCGGAAGUGACGGGAGGCUGGGAGGAUGAUGCCCCGGGUGCGGGACCUCAUCUGCAAGGUGGGUAUCCUGGGAAACUGGAUCCAGCAAUGUGCCCUGGGGAGGUGAAGUCUGCUGCAUGCGGAGCACAGAGAAUCGUGUCUGUGGUCGGGAAAUCUCAGGGGCAGAGCAAUGACACAGAUAACUUAGCUUGUGAAUAAUGUGAAUUUAAGCUGGCUCAGAAAGCAAUUUGGUUGUGGCCACCAUAUUACGGUGAGCAUGACUCCUUGAAGGACAAUAUUAAUUUGGGUGUGGAAAUUGUGAUUUGUUGGAAGAAAAGUCUGUCUUGUUACUUUCUGGUCAUCCAGGUUCUGACUUUAGCAGGGGCAAAAAAAUAAAAAAAUUUAAAAAUUUUAAAAAAGGAAAAAAAAAAAAAGAGAAAAAAAGGGGCGCUAAAUCCCAUCUGUGAAUUUGUCUUACUGGCUUCUUUUCUUUCCCUUCAGCCAUCUUCCAAGUAUUAUUUUUACUGUUGAAAAUUUUUUAAAAAUGUGAAAUGUAAUGUUUUUACACCAACAAUAUGAAAUAUAUUUUAUAAGGAAUAAAA
Messenger RNA from Cavia porcellus (domestic guinea pig), 23297 nucleotides. RefSeq names its product zinc finger protein 395 (gene Znf395). Gene Ontology annotation, biological process: regulation of transcription by RNA polymerase II. Bases 19011 to 20684 code for a protein of 557 amino acids. Gene Ontology annotation, cellular component: nucleus. The record is from RefSeq and is a predicted model, not a curated record. The transcript has 10 exons. NCBI's taxonomy places the organism in Eukaryota, Metazoa, Chordata, Mammalia, Rodentia, Caviidae. Gene Ontology annotation, molecular function: RNA polymerase II cis-regulatory region sequence-specific DNA binding; DNA-binding transcription factor activity.